UUUUCAAAAGGGGCUCCCAAAAGUUACAUUAUUUUAAGUUUAUGUAUAUUUUUUACGGAGUUGAAUCGCUCAAAUGUGCUGCCACCCUGGACUGUAACUAUCGCAACAAGCUGCUUCGGCAAUCGGUUAUCGGUGCGCACUACUCGAUAGCUUUAUAUCAGUUCAUAUUGGAUUUGGAAUUGCAGCCUUGGUGUCUGUCGCUUAUAGUACCGAAACGCGGCCCAGUUUUUUUGUUUUAUUAUUAUUAUUCCAAAAAUAUACAACGUACGCCGCGCGUGAAUCAUUCGCGACGUCUCGCCUUAAAUCGAGUGUACACAUCAUAAAUUUCAACGAAACCAACAAAAAAUUUAAUAUUCAUCAAUUUUUGUUGUUGUUUUACACGUGGACACUCGCAUUUCAAUUCGCCCGAUAAUAUUUAUUGAAUAUCGCCGUCGCUGCGCUUCGCCCCCGCCCCGCACGCCCCCGUCUGCCCCAUCGUCCGUGUGUGUUACGAAUUUUGUAUAAAUAGUUGUGUGUUCUCAAAAAGAAAUAUAAUAAAAAUAAAACAAAAAAUAUGUUUAGUUUUCUGAAGCGCGAGACUAAAAAUCAAGAGGUGGUCGAGAAUGUCAUCGGUGAGCUGAAGAAAAUCUAUCGCAGCAAAUUGUUGCCAUUGGAGGAACAUUAUCAAUUCCAUGAUUUUCACUCGCCAAAGCUGGAGGAUCCGGAUUUCGAUGCGAAGCCGAUGAUCUUGCUGGUGGGGCAGUACUCGACGGGCAAGACAACCUUCAUUCGUUACCUGUUGGAGCGUGAUUUUCCCGGCAUACGCAUCGGACCGGAGCCGACAACAGAUCGUUUCAUUGCCGUUAUGUACGAUGACAAGGAGGGCGUUAUUCCCGGCAAUGCACUCGUCGUCGAUCCCAAGAAACAAUUCCGGCCAUUGUCGAAAUACGGCAACGCCUUCCUCAAUCGUUUCCAGUGCUCGAGUGUUUCGUCGCCGGUGCUGAAUGCCAUUUCCAUUGUGGAUACGCCGGGCAUUUUGUCCGGCGAGAAGCAGCGCAUCGAUCGUGGCUAUGAUUUUACGGGCGUGCUCGAAUGGUUUGCGGAGCGUGUGGAUCGCAUCAUUCUGCUCUUCGAUGCGCACAAGCUGGACAUCUCCGAUGAGUUUAGGCGUUCGAUUGAGGCGCUCAAGGGGCACGAUGACAAGAUCCGGAUCAUAUUGAACAAGGCGGAUAUGAUUGAUCAUCAGCAGCUGAUGCGGGUUUAUGGCGCGCUGAUGUGGUCGCUGGGCAAGGUGCUGCAGACGCCGGAGGUGGCACGUGUCUACAUCGGCAGCUUCUGGGAUCAGCCGUUGCGCUUCGAUGCCAAUCGGCGUCUGUUCGAGGACGAGGAACAGGAUCUGUUCCGGGAUCUGCAAUCAUUGCCACGAAAUGCGGCAUUGCGUAAACUCAACGAUCUGAUUAAGCGUGCGCGUCUGGCCAAGGUGCAUGCGUUCAUCAUUGCAGAACUGCGCAAGGAUAUGCCAUCGAUGUUCGGCAAGGAUAGCAAAAAGAAGGAUCUGAUCAAGAAUCUGGGACAGGUCUAUGAUCGCAUUCAACGGGAACACUCCAUAUCCCCCGGCGAUUUUCCGGAUGUGAAGAAAAUGCAGGAUCUGCUGCAGCAUCAGGACUUUUCCAAAUUCCAUUCACUCAAGCCCCAUCUGCUGGACAUUGUCGACAAUAUGCUGGCCAAGGAUAUUGCGCGACUCAUGGAAAUGAUUCCCCAGGAGGAGAUGUCACUCGUCCAAGAUCCAGUAGUCAAGGGAGGUGCCUUCGAGGGCGUCAUCGACGACACUGUCUCACCGUUUGGCUACAUGAAGGGCGAGGGCAUCGAUGCUGGAUACGGCGAGCACGAAUGGAUAUGCAACAAGGAUAAACCACGCACAGAUGUCAUCUUCAACGAGCUGGGACCGGUCGAUGGCAAAAUAUCCGGGUCAACUGCCAAGCAGGAGCUCAUCAAAUCGAAACUGCCUAAUUCAGUGCUUAGCAAAAUCUGGAAAUUGUCCGAUAUUGAUUGCGAUGGUUUUCUGGACAUUGAUGAAUUUGCGCUGGCGAUGCACUUAAUCAAUGUCAAAGUGGAUGGUUGUGAGCUGCCAACUGUGCUGCCGGAGCACUUAAUACCACCGUCGAAGCGUCUUGACUAAUGCUGCAACAAUAUGCAAAAACGAAGAACACACACACAAAACCGCACACACACACAAAACGGAAUUUGCCGGCAACUCCUAUGCAAUAAUGCAGCACUCUGUUUGUUCUGCUUCUUUAGUUCAAUGGCAAGAAAACAGAAAAAAAGAAGGAAUUAUCUUUUUAUACGUACUUUAUUCGUCUAUAAUAAUAUUGCUAAUCAUGGGUAUUAAAACACACCAAUGCAAAAGCACCAAGCAAAACAUAAAUUCAUAGAAUUUACACAAGUAAUAUUUUUGGAUAAAUAACAAUCAAUUCUAAAUUGUAAUGCGAGAGGAAAUAAUAAUUAGUGGAAUUAUACACUCAAAAAAAAAAAGUGUUGUAUAUGCACCGCCUAGACACCCAACGUAAAUGUUGAUUUAAGAGAAAAGUACAGAAUAAAUACUUGAUCUAUGAUAAUGAA
Messenger RNA from Drosophila grimshawi, 2598 nucleotides. It is a transcript of the gene Past1, whose product is annotated as EH domain-containing protein 3. NCBI's taxonomy places the organism in Eukaryota, Metazoa, Arthropoda, Insecta, Diptera, Drosophilidae. The transcript is spliced from 3 exons. Gene Ontology annotation, cellular component: cytoplasm; plasma membrane. Bases 554 to 2158 code for a protein of 534 amino acids. Gene Ontology annotation, biological process: endosomal transport; endocytosis. Gene Ontology annotation, molecular function: calcium ion binding; protein binding; GTP binding. The record is from RefSeq and is a predicted model, not a curated record.